Molecule: messenger RNA, 5490 nt
Organism: Diceros bicornis minor
Lineage: Eukaryota; Metazoa; Chordata; Mammalia; Perissodactyla; Rhinocerotidae
Gene: IKZF1
Product: IKAROS family zinc finger 1
Exons: 8
Coding region: 175-1734 (519 amino acids)
Biological process (GO): regulation of transcription by RNA polymerase II
Molecular function (GO): DNA-binding transcription factor activity; RNA polymerase II cis-regulatory region sequence-specific DNA binding
Source: RefSeq, a predicted model, not a curated record
GAGACAGACCCGCCACCCGGGCAGCAGGGUCCCUCCCAGGUGGCUGAGUCGAGAGGACUCUGGGCGGGCGGCCCAGGGUCCGAAGACCCCAAUCCUCAAAGGCAGGAUUUGUGUGGGAAAGGCAGCACCCCUUUGGUCUCUAGGAGGCACAGGCUCACUGAUAACCUGAGGACAAUGGACGCUGAUGAGGGUCAAGACAUGUCCCAAGUUUCAGGAAAGGAAAGCCCUCCAGUAAGUGACACUCCAGAUGAUGGUGAUGAACCCAUGCCUGUCCCUGAAGACCUUUCCACCACGUCUGGAGGCCAGCAGAACUCCAAGAGUGAGAGAGGAGUGGCCAGUAAUGUUAAAGUAGAGACUCAGAGUGAUGAAGAGAAUGGGCGUGCCUGUGAAAUGAAUGGGGAAGAAUGUGCGGAGGAUUUACGAAUGCUUGAUGCCUCGGGAGAGAAAAUGAAUGGCUCCCACAGUGGCCAAGGCAACAAAGCUUUGUCAGGAGCUGGAGGCAUUCGACUUCCUAACGGCAAACUAAAGUGUGAUGUCUGUGGGAUAAUUUGCAUCGGCCCCAAUGUGCUCAUGGUCCACAAAAGAAGCCACACUGGAGAACGGCCUUUCCAGUGCAAUCAGUGUGGGGCCUCCUUCACUCAGAAAGGCAACCUGCUCCGGCACAUCAAGUUACACUCCGGGGAGAAGCCCUUCAAGUGCCACCUCUGCAACUACGCGUGCCGCCGGAGGGACGCCCUCACGGGCCACCUGAGGACGCACUCUGUUGGUAAACCUCACAAAUGUGGAUAUUGUGGCCGAAGCUAUAAACAGCGAAGCUCUUUAGAGGAACAUAAAGAGCGCUGCCACAACUACUUGCAGAGCAUGGGCCUUCCAGCCACGCUGUACCCAGUCAUUAAAGAAGAAACUAAUCACAGUGAAAUGGCAGAAGACCUGUGCAAGAUAGGAUCAGAGAGAUCCCUCGUGCUGGACAGACUAGCAAGUAACGUCGCCAAACGUAAGAGCUCUAUGCCUCAGAAAUUUGUUGGGGACAAGUGCCUGUCAGACAUGCCUUAUGACAGCAGUGCCAGCUACGAGAAGGAGAAUGAGAUGAUGCAGACCCAUGUGAUGGAUCAAGCCAUCAACAAUGCCAUCAGCUACCUGGGGGCCGAGUCGCUGCGCCCCCUGGUGCAGACACCCCCAGGCAGCUCUGAGGUGGUACCGGUCAUCAGCCCCAUGUACCAGCUACACAAGCCCCAUGCCGAGGGCCCUGCAAGGUCCAACCACUCCGCCCAGGACAGCGCCGUGGAGAAUCUACUGCUGCUCUCCAAGGCCAAGUCGGUGUCCUCUGAGAGGGAGGCGUCCCCAAGCAACAGCUGUCAAGACUCCACGGACACCGAGAGCAAUACUGAGGAGCAGCGGGGUGGCCUCAUCUACCUGACCAACCACAUCAACCCCCAUGCCCGCAAUGGCCUGUCCAUCAAGGAGGAGCACCCAGCCUACGACGUGCUGAGGGCGGCCUCUGAGAGCUCCCAGGACGCCUUCCGGGUGAUCGGCACCAGCGGGGAGCAGAUGAAGGUGUACAAGUGUGAACACUGCAGGGUGCUCUUCCUGGACCACGUCAUGUACACCAUCCACAUGGGCUGCCACGGCUUCCGUGAUCCUUUUGAGUGCAACAUGUGUGGCUACCACAGCCAGGACAGGUACGAAUUCUCGUCCCACAUCACGCGGGGGGAGCACCGUUUCCACAUGAGCUAAACCCUCCUCUGCUGCAUGGACCCCGCAAAGAAAAGCAUACAGGGCCACUGCCCUCCCCUCCUGCCAGCAGCACAGACUGGACGAGACCGUUGUGCUUUGAUUCCUAGGUGGUGUUUUGUUUUGUUUUGUUUUGUUUUUUUAAGUUGGUUGGUUGGGAUUUGAUUUGCUUUUGAAAACAAAGAGAUUUUUAUGGUUAGAUGCAGGGUUACAUUUCAGGCCCCCAACUGCCGUGUUGUUAGACGUUUUCCUAGACUGCUAGCUGAAAGCCCCCACGUGUUGCUUCCUAGAAUUCCCCUCCUCCAAACAACUCAUCAUUUUCAGAGAGAAUUUUAUAAGAACAGGCCAAAACCCGGGAAGAAAGGAGCCGGUUCCAGUGCUAAGUAUGGGAUUCACAGACCCAGUGUGGUUUCCAAGGCCCCAGAAGCAGUGGGCGCAGCCCCUGAAGUGUGGCCGUCCCCGCGAGCAACGCAGGUGAGCAGACCUGGGAGGUGCCCCAGCACAGCAGGGCCUGCGAACUGCACAUGCACCUAGGGCUGAAAGGCUGCAGUCAAAAGAAGGUAUUAUUCUAAGUCAUAUGCUGCAGGAAAAUAAAUUGUUGAGGAGAAGUUGUGACUAUUGGGCUCCCUGGGCAAGGAGAAGGAGAAGGAAGAGCCUGUUAGGCUCAUUCUCGAUUUCCACACUUCUAUGACGUUGCUCGGAAAACCGCUACACCUUCUGGGCUUGUCAGGCGGGAUGAGCUCAGUAUUCCUGGGGGCACCCCUGGAGACCGCUGUGCUCUGCUUUGUCAUCCGCAUGCCUUCCAUAGCCACAGGAGUCCGCCACUACAUUUUCAACACCUAAAAUCUGAACCUUAAUUCCUUUUGAACCUCUCAAACGGUAAAAUUCCUCAGAAACCAAAGCUUUAUUAAUCGAAUUCCACAUUCGUUUCUUUGGUUAUCUGUUCCUUCCCCGGCUGGUUCUACCUAUGACCAGAAACCUAUUUUCCUGCGGAAGGCCCGUCCUAGACAUCGUUUGAACUAAGCAUGCCUUUUGUUUCUAGCUGCAGGCCUACAGAUUUCCUGCUGUUGGUAAAUUUCUUUCCCUACCGUCACUGUAUAUUUUUCUUGUUUUAAAAUCCAUAAAAGAAGGACUCAGAAUGACCAUUAAUUUUCAGACCAAGGAAAUAUGACAGGUGCAGCGCAGCAGACGUUGCUCACACACAGAACCUACCUGUUUGAAACUAAACUUUCAAACAAUCUGAAACUCCCGUAAAGACAAAGCAGCAGCCGUGUGCCCACACGUGAAUAGCUGGCGAGGCCCCGCACCCUUUCUCCCUGGGGGAUUGGACUGUUCGGGGCAGCCGUCUGACAGAAGGAGGCGGUGGCACUGGAGGUGAGGGCCCCUCCCAUCCAUGCUGAGACAUGGAGUGCUCUCUGAGGCCCCACUGAGGUGUGUGGAGAUCCUAGUCCCAACCAGGAAGGGUGUCCCUCAAGAGUAAUCCUGUCAUUAAGGACAUUCAUCUCAAUCACCUAGGCAAGGAAGAGCAUUCAAUUUCAAAUGUUUACAAUGCUUGUCUUCACCAAAACUGUCCCAAGGUGAACAUGAAGAAACAGGAAAAAUGGUACAUAAGCACCUCCAAAUUUAAUCUAAAUCCAGGGUUCUUAGUCUCAGUGCUAUUGACAUUUGGGGCUAGAUCAUUCUUCGUUGUGGGGGAUUCUCCCAUGCAUUGUCGGAUAUUUAGGAGGAUCCCUGGUCGCUACCCAAUAGAUGCCAUUAGCACUCCCAGUUGACAAAUAAAAAUCUCUCCAGACAUUGCCACAUGUCCCCUAGGCAGAUCACCCCUAGUUGAGAAUCACUGCUCUAAAUAAAUUCUAAACCAGUCAGAUGUCUGGGAAGUCUUCCAAAGAUAAAAACACUGGAAGAAUUUUCCCAGUCAGCAGUCUGGAGCCUGAUUCAUGUUCCUUUGGAGUCAUUAUAAAUUCUAUAAAUGAAUUAUCCCCCUUCAGUCUUCAGAAACAUACCUUAUCACGUGCAUUUGAGUUUUGUUGAAAGGAUGGAGUCCACAAAGAUAUCAUUCUUGAGUCAUGGGUUCCUUUGCUUACAGAACAGUCUGGCAUUUUUGGAAACAAACAAAAUAGUAAUCAUUUAGACUGUGGCACAGCAAUGCACUGAGUAAAGGACCAGGUAGAGGAGCGGGGCUGUUGACAGCUGUAGUUCCAUAGGCAAGUACAAAGAAAGAUAGGCCUCACGUGAGUGAACAUAAUCGAGGUGAAGACUGCUUAGAGUUCCAGUUUGCUGGCCAAUUCACCUGCCCUGUUCUUUUCCAUCCACCCCACAGAGUCAAUUGGUUGAAAGGAGUGAUUUUUCCCCAUGGCUUCAAACAAAACUUAACCCAGAAUUGUAAAUAGUGGCUACAGGAAUUCUUUUCCAAAAUGCUUUCCCCUUCUUUUCACUGCCUUUUAUAGCCAAGAUAAGUGUCCAUUUACACCCCUUUGGUUGUGGUUUUAUAUUGUAACACCAUUUUUCUUUGAGACUAUUGUAUUUAAAGUAAGGUUUCAUAUAACGUCAACAAGUAAUUAAAUUAUGUUUGAAAGGUGGCCAUAUUCUGUACCAAAAGCUGUUACUGUUUUUCUUCUACCUGGUAAAAGUAGGAUUUUGCAUGACCUCACACCUUUUUGUUCCAUGGUUUGUUCUAUUGCUUGACGGGGUGUGUGUGUGUGUCUUGGGAACUGCUAUGUACUGAAAUGUGCCUAGGUUUCAUGCACUCUCCUUGUGUUUAAAAUAAAUAUCAGAGAAAGGAGGGUGAUUAGGAGCAGGUUGAUCUGUUGAUCACAAUGAGAAAUUGCUAUGUAGCGUUCCUGCCCCUCCCCUGUCACCCAGCUUCCCUCGACUGGGAAAGCCUGGGCACCUGCUCCCCACCCAGGCCCCUUCUGUAAUGUGUACCUUAGUGCAUGGGCUUGUCCUAACUGAAGAGUCACUAAAAAGAAGUGCAUUAUCGUUGCUGUGUCUCCAAAGGGUGUGUCCCGGCACCGCUCAUUUCAGAUGCUGGUUUAGGACCAACCACAUAAUGAAAUCUUGGAAUCUCAUUGAGAAAGAGAGCUACCUGUUAUGCAGAUGUCAGAUUGGGGUUUUUUUUCUUUCUAUUUUUGUGCUUUUUCUUGUUUUGUUUUGAUUACUUCGUGACUCUUAUAGUGUCAUCUUCUUGCCAAAACAAAAGCGAGAUGAAAUGGAUUUACGUAGAUAAGUCAUGAAGCAAAUGUAUUUCUCUCUCCCGCACUUCUUAAGUUCCGGCAAUAAUGAAGGGUCAACUCUACUUAAAGUCCAGAUAUCUCUCAUUCAGUUCAAUGUGGGUUUUUUUACUUUAAAAUGAACCAAAAUCAGAUUUUUUAAAGAUGUACAGGCGUCAGAAAAAAGAAGCACAUGCCGUUGGUGCGAUAGCAUUCACUGUGAACACGUGUACCCAGAUAUUAAUAUGCAAUAUUGUUUCCAAUACUUUCUAAUACACUUUUUUACAAUGUUGUGUGUGGUGAUUGGUAAAGUCCAAUUUAUUUGUAUCCAAUGCAGCUUUAGGUCUUUAACUGCCAUUCUGGCAAAUACAUGUACAGGAUUGUAAAUGAGAAAAUGCAGUUGUAUUUCCAGUCUGCCUCUAUGAUGAUGUUAAAUUAUUUCUGUUUAUCUGUGAACAAGAGGUAUACCCCUGGAAGAAUAGAGUCCUUUUGUACACAUUUUGAAAUGCUUCUUCUGUAGUGAUAGAACAAAUAAACGCACCAAAUCCUC